AUGACCAACUGGAACCACACAGUGGUGACCUAUUUCCAAUUUUUACCUUUCUCCAGCACUCCAGCCAUCCAAGGCUAUCUCUUUUGUCUAGUGCUGCUCACGUACCUCAGUGCUUUGGUGGGGAAUAUCCUCAUCAUCACUCUCACUAUAGUAGAUGCUGCUCUUCACUCUCCCAUUUACUUUUUCCUCAAGAACUUGUCCUUCCUGGAGAUUGGCUACACCACAUCCACAAUCCCCAAGAUGCUGGUGAUCUCAAAAAAGCAAGGCAUAUCCUUCCUGGGCUGUGCCACACAGAUGUAUGUCUUCAGCCUCCUGGGGAUCACAGAGUGCUGCCUGCUGGCAGCCAUGGCCUAUGAUCGCUAUGUGGCCAUAUGCCAGCCCCUGCGCUACCAGGCCAUGAUGAGCUGGGGUAAGUGCUUCCUGCUGGCAGUUGUGUCUCAGUUCAUUGGCUUCUUAGUGAUUUUAGGGCAGACAACUUCCAUCUUUACCCUUCCAUAUUGUGGGCCAAAUAAGAUCAAUCAUUUCUUCUGUGAUCUGCCUCCGCUACUGAAGCUGGCCUGUGCAGCCACCUCCAAGAAUGAAAUCACCACCUACAUCAUAGCUGUUCUCUUCAUCAUGGUCCCCUUCUUACUCAUAGUUAUGUCAUAUGUUCAGAUACUCUACACCACCUUCAAGAUGCCAUCAGCUGGGGACAAGAGAAAAGCAUUCUCCACCUGCUCAUCUUAUCUGGUUGUGGUCACUCUGUUCUAUGGGUCUGGCAUUGUGACCCACCUGAGACCCAAAUCUUCUUAUUCAAGUAGCAGCACCAAACUGCUUUCUCUCUUUUACACACUGCUGUCUCCAAUGAUGAACCCCUUGAUUUACAGCCUGAGGAACAAUGAGGUGAAGCAAGCCUUGAAAAGACUGAUAACCAAAACCAGAAAUGUGUCAUCUUAG
Messenger RNA from Indicator indicator, 936 nucleotides. RefSeq names its product olfactory receptor 10A4-like. Gene Ontology annotation, cellular component: membrane. Gene Ontology annotation, molecular function: olfactory receptor activity; G protein-coupled receptor activity. Gene Ontology annotation, biological process: G protein-coupled receptor signaling pathway. Lineage: Eukaryota; Metazoa; Chordata; Aves; Piciformes; Indicatoridae. The record is from RefSeq and is a predicted model, not a curated record.